CACACUGGAGAGAAGCCGUACGAAUGUAUUCAGUGUGAGAAGACUUUCAGAAGUUCAUCAAGCCUUUACGCUCAUGUGAAAAAAUGUUGCAAACCAGAUUGAAGUGAUGGAGCAAAAACACAAACUGAAUGAAGUGGAGGAGAAACAUCAAGGAACAAAAGCCAAUAAGCUGCACUCCUGCUCUCAGUGUGGAAAGAGUUUCCAAAAUCAACGAAACCUUAACAGACACAUGAUAAUUCACACUGGAGUGAAACCGUAUCCAUGCACUCAGUGUGGAAAGAGUUAUGCUGGUGAAUCAGGUCUCAAAUAUCAUCUACGCAUUCACUCUGGAGAAAAGCCAUUUAACUGUGAUCAGUGUGGAAAACAUUUUAUUUCAUCGUCAAAUCUAAAAACUCAUCUGAAACUUCAUUCAGACGAGAAUCCUUAUGUGUGUUCUCUCUGUGGAAAGAGUUAUUUAAGACUGGAUCAUUUUAAAAUGCACCAGAAAACACAUGAUGAAGUAAAAGAUCAUGUGUGUUGUUACUGUGGGAAGAGCUUUACUACAGCUGACAAUCUGAAACAACACCAACGAAUUCAUACUGGAGAAAAACCUUACAAGUGCUCAUACUGUGACAAGAGAUUCACUCAUUCUGGACACCUGAAAUCACACGAGCGACUUCACACUGGAGAGAAGCCGUACGACUGUACUCAUUAUGAGAAGAGUUUUAGACAUUUAUCUAGCCUUCACGCUCAUAUGAAAAAAAAAAAAAAUAUAUAAAAAAAUACAUUAAAGUAAAUUUUGUGAGGAAAAAAUAAGUUACUUAGUCCUAAAAGAGAUGGGGAAUGUCCGUCCAGGAGGGCCGCUGACCUGCAGUGAUUAGCUCAGACCAACUAAAAAAAUUUUAUGAGUUUUGGCCGUUCAUUUAUAUGGCAUUUUGGGUGCCUGAAAGCGCAAACCAAACGGGUUUCGAAGUGUAUGUUUUUUUAAAAAUGGUCUCUUUGUAAACGACAGAAACGCCAAUCUCUGAAGACAAUGACCUCACACGUGUAUUACCACUCUCAAUCCAUCAGAAUACAGGGUUUUAGUAGUUUUCGUGGAUCCAUGUGGAUAAUGGUGUCAUCUGAAUGCAGAAAACUCAAAGGAAAACUUCUCCCUUUUAAGCAUAUCGUUGUCAUGUAAAUGAUCCUGAAGACAUUGAUAAAGAUUGGAACUAAACUGUGCAGGACAGCGGCCCUCCAGGACUGAUGUUCCCCAUCCCUGAUCUAGCUUAAAGGUAGGGUUAGGCAAUUGUUUUUUUAAUAAACACUCUUCUGGUUGAAACUCCUGAUAGAAAUCAAUAAUAGAAGUGCUCCAAGUAUCUGCAAUGUCAUGCAUCUCACGCCAAGUCAUAGCCGUAAUUACAAAAUGGCAACCGGCAACUUUCUACCCGAACGCUUUGGAGACACUCUGAAGGGAGGGUGGGAUCUCAUACUUUCAAAGCAUACUUUUUUUUUUUUUGGUCUUGAAUUCUUUCUUUUUUGGGGGGUUGGUGUUUCCAUAGCAACACUAAUUGUUCAGCUCACAGUCUGAUUGUUUUCACCUUUUACUUAUUACCUGCUUACUAUGUUUAUUCCUCUGUUUAUCUUGUCUUUUGUCAGAUUUUUCAUGCAGUACUGGUUUGUUACGACUCUCUCUGCCAGGAUUAUGUUCUGUUGCCAAGCCUUUUCUAUUAUUUUCUAUUUUUAUUUAUUUUUUACUGUUUCUCAGUAAAAGUUUUUUGUCUUUUGGA
Molecule: messenger RNA, 1748 nt
Organism: Pimephales promelas (fathead minnow)
Lineage: Eukaryota; Metazoa; Chordata; Actinopteri; Cypriniformes; Leuciscidae
Source: RefSeq, a predicted model, not a curated record